AUGCUCGCCUGUUUCUUGUUCGGUAGUGCCGUGGCCUAUAACCUCGUCAUGAUUAUUUAUCGUCUUCAUUUCCAUUCACUCAGUCGAUUCCCUGGUCCUCGGCUCGCUGCUGCGACUGGGCUAUACGAGAUCUACUUUUCAGCCUGGGGUCCUGGGUUCUUUGAAAAUGAGAUCGACCAGAUGCACCAGAGAUAUGGUCCGGUGGUUCGCAUUACUCCCGAUGAGGUCCAUGUCCAAGAGCCAUUCGGCUCUAACUAUGCCGACUGCUGGAUCAAGGGCACGCGAGCUUUGGAGUCUGGUCGUCCUUUGCGACAUACCCAUUUCCAAAUCAGGAAGCGGUCCAUAUCUCGAGUUCGGUCUUUGAUCCGGGUGGAGGUCAAUCAGAUCAUCAGUGGUCUGAUCGAGAAGCACCAGGUGCAUAAGGUGUAUAGUGCAAGACUUCCACCUUUCAUUCCACUGUCGCGUGCCCAAAAUCCAGUCAGAGGCGAUGUGGAGGACGAUGUUCCAGUCUCAGAUAUUCUCUCAACGUCUGGUACUCGGGGUAAUUGA
Molecule: messenger RNA, 549 nt
Organism: Penicillium arizonense
Lineage: Eukaryota; Fungi; Ascomycota; Eurotiomycetes; Eurotiales; Aspergillaceae
Exons: 2
Coding region: 1-549 (182 amino acids)
Molecular function (GO): oxidoreductase activity, acting on paired donors, with incorporation or reduction of molecular oxygen; heme binding; iron ion binding
Source: RefSeq, a predicted model, not a curated record